Bursaphelenchus xylophilus (pine wood nematode) is the source of this 500-nucleotide messenger RNA. The record is from the annotation of a GenBank genome assembly. NCBI's taxonomy places the organism in Eukaryota, Metazoa, Nematoda, Chromadorea, Rhabditida, Aphelenchoididae.
AUGAGAUACUUCUUGGCUGCGCUUUGCCUUUUUCUGGCUCUAUUACAGUAUGCAGAUUCGAUCGGAAUCAGACCCACUCAAUCUCUGGCUGUUCAAGGAAAGUUCAUGUGCAAAGGAAAGCCCGCCAAGGGUGUGGUAAGAGGAGAUCGGGGAGUAAAAUGCUCUUAGAAAGUGAAAAUCUAUGACCAUGACACGUUCACCUUGGACGAUAAGAUGGGGGAGACCAAAAGUGAUGCCCAGGGAUUCUUCCAUGUGACUGGGAAGUCGAAUGAAGUCACUCGAUUAACUCCCAAGAUGAAUAUGUAAGUCCAAUGCCAAGAUUAAGACCUUUUAGUUAUCACAAAUGUGGAAAACUCCUUCCAAUUUGUUACACCAAGUUCUCCAUUGGAAUCCCCAAGAAUUAUUUGACUUCUGGCUCCACUCCGAAGAAGACUUAUGAUGCCGGAACCUUCAAUUUAGACGCUAAAAUGCCCGGCCAAUCUACAGAUUGUCUCAACUAA